GUGCCAGAAGUGAAGGUGAAGCAGCCAGCUGGAGAUCUGCGUGCUCACAUGGCGUCCGGCAGGAGCAGGACGAGUCUGCGAGAGGACCUGACGUGUGCCAUCUGCUUCGAGCUCUUCCGGGAGCCCGUGAUGCUGGGCUGCAUGCACCACUUCUGCAGGAGGUGCAUCGUGUCGUACUGGCAGAGCCUCAGGGGGCCGGCGUCCUGCCCUCAGUGCAGGCAAGAGUUCCCCAACAGGAGCUUUCAGACCAACUACUUAGUGGCCGGUGUGGUGGAGAAGGUCAGGGCCGGCUCCACGCCUGGAUCUAUCAAGCAUCUGGAGAAGCAGUUGCAGGAGCGUCUGGAGUCGCAGUGCUCCCUGAAAGAGGCCUACGCCUCUAUGGUCCGCGCGGACAAAGACCAGAUGGAGAACAUAAGAAAAGCGGGAGUGGAGCUGCAGGGGCGAGUGCACAGCGACUUCCAGGCCCUACAUCACUUCCUGCGGGUGGAGGAGGAGGCCAUGGUGGAGGAGCUACAGCGGGACUUGGAGCAGAUGCUGAAGCGCCUGGAGGAGCAUCUGGACGCCCUACAGGUGUCCAUCCGAGACCUGGAGCGGGACAUCCACACACUCCGCCACACCGCCAGCUGCGCAGACCAAUCCGUGCUCGUAGAGCUUCCAGAACUGAAUUCUGGAUCACCUCUGCAAGAGCUGAAUAUCAACCUGAAUACCUUCAGAAGCAAACGCAUCGCUCCUCUUCAGUACACUGUGUGGCGCAAAAUGUUUCAUCAUCUGAACCCAGGCCCAGCACCACUGAUAUUCGAUGAGGACACCGCUCAUCCCAGUCUACAGCUGUCCAGGAACAAGACCCAAGUGAUCGAGAGCGACACGAUGAUCAGUUACACGUGUGAUGCCAAGCGCUUCCUCCAGUGCGUCAACAUCCUCGCCACCGAGGGCUUCCAGUCGGGCCGCCAUUACUGGGAGGUGGACGUGAGCAACAGUCCGAAGUGGGACCUGGGAGUGUGCCUGGAGUCGGUGAACCGCCGGGCCCGGGUCAGGCUGUGUCCUGAGAGCGGCUACUGGACCCUGCGCUUGCGGAGCGGGACCCAGUUCUCGGCCGGCACGCAGCCCUGGACCCCGCUCGCCGUCGCCACAUGUCCCGGCAGGAUCGGGGUGUUCCUGGACUGUGAGGAAAGGAAGGUGUCGUUCUAUAACGCGGAGAGCAUGGCCCUGCUGUACUCCUUCUCCAGCGGGCCCCGAGGCAGGGCCUUCCCCUUCUUCAGCACGUGCCUCAGUGAGCGCGGCCACAAAGCCCAGGCCAUGCGCCUCCUGCACUUCCCUUUCCAGUGGGAGAUGCAAUGAGCCUCUGGUUCUUACUGGGUUUCCAUAUUUGACAUUUAUCAGCACAUGAUGACGCUAACCAAUCAUUACGAGGGGAGUUUAUUUUAUGCUUUACUCGAUACAUCAAACAGACAAG
Molecule: messenger RNA, 1453 nt
Organism: Rhinichthys klamathensis goyatoka
Lineage: Eukaryota; Metazoa; Chordata; Actinopteri; Cypriniformes; Leuciscidae
Gene: trim105
Product: tripartite motif containing 105
Exons: 7
Coding region: 49-1338 (429 amino acids)
Molecular function (GO): protein binding
Source: RefSeq, a predicted model, not a curated record